This is a messenger RNA of Fonsecaea multimorphosa CBS 102226, 1518 nucleotides long. RefSeq lists its product as uncharacterized. The transcript has a single exon. NCBI's taxonomy places the organism in Eukaryota, Fungi, Ascomycota, Eurotiomycetes, Chaetothyriales, Herpotrichiellaceae. Gene Ontology annotation, molecular function: protein binding. Bases 1 to 1518 code for a protein of 505 amino acids. The record is from RefSeq and is a predicted model, not a curated record.
AUGCGCCUGAUCAAUACAGCUACACUUGACCUCAAAGAGUUUGAAGGGGAGGACGUCCCGUUGUACUCCAUUCUUUCCCACACCUGGGGCGAGGACGAAGUCACAUACCAGGAUGUCCAGGCCGGCAGGGCGGAGGGCAAACUGGGGUACCAAAAGAUCAAAAACGCGUGCAAAAGAGCCGCGGCCGACGGAUUCGAGUAUAUUUGGAUCGACACCUGCUGCAUUGACAAGAAAAGCAGCGCCGAGCUCUCGGAAGCGAUCAACUCGAUGUGUCGCUGGUACCACGAAGCAAUAGUGUGCUACGCAUAUCUUGCAGAUGUGUCGUCCAGCAUCGCCGACACUCCAACAACCAGUGGUAUUCACUGCAAUACUCCACCAAGAUCUGGGAUUCCAUUCAGGAAGAGCAGAUGGUUUACUCGAGGGUGGACGCUCCAGGAGCUUCUCAUGCCUCAGGUGGUGGUGUUUCUCAGCAGCGACUGGCAAGAAAUCGGUACCAAAUCAAGUCUCCGAGAGGUCAUAUCAAAAAUCACGAGAAUUCCCCUGCAUUUCCUCCAAGGUGGCGUUGAUUCUGCGAACAUCGCAGAGAAAAUGUCAUGGGCUUCGAAGAGAAAAACAAAGAGAGUCGAAGACGAAGCAUACUGUUUGAUGGGAUUGUUUGGCGUUCAUAUGCCUCUACUCUACGGAGAAGGGAAGAAUGCUUUUAUAAGGUUACAGGAAGAAAUUAUGAGGGUUUCGGAUGAUCACAGUAUCUUCGCAUGGAAAGGUAUCAGCCACGGAGAUCCACUUGCGAAAUCCCCAGCAGCAUUCAAGAGCAGCGGUGGGAUAAAAAACAUGCAUCAGCCGACACCAUUGACCACUGGAAUAACGGUGAGUAGUCAAGGAAUCCACUCGAAACUCCCUGUCAGCAAGUGGGCCACCCAUGGUAGGUUUCAUCAUACUCUUCUCCCAUGCAAAAUGGGAGGAGAACCAAUUGCUAUCUAUCUGGAACCCAUCCCUGAAACGAAGCACACAUACCGAGGGGCCACUCGGUCAUUUUCCACAACAUUCGCCCCAGACUUUCCUAACCCGCAGGAUCAUCUCGUAAGGGAUAUCUGCAUCCGACGAGGUCGUCGUCCUUGGAGACUGAAGAAGUUUCCUUUGCAUGAUGCUGCGGAACUUGGAAACAAGGAAUUGGUCAAUUUCUUGAUUGGAAAGGUGGCAGUGGACUCCGAAAACCAGUUUGGCCUGACACCAUUGUUUUUGGCAUCGGAGAAUGGCCACCUGCCAGUGGCCCGGCUCCUGUUGGAGAAGGGCGCCGACCCAAAUCCCACCAAUAUCUUGGGAGAAACACCUAUAUCUGUGGCAGCAAAAUACGGUCACGAGUCACUAGUAAAGCUACUACUUGAGAAGGCCUUAGCUUCUCCCGGGAGUGACAGCAGCAAGACAAUGCUUGACUAUGCAGAGAGGAGGAGACAUGCAAUAUUGGUGGAAGCGUUGUUCGAGGCCCGCCAGCAUCGCCUCCAGUCCUAUGGGCACUGA